UAUAUAGGCGCUCCUGUUUUUAUCUCAGCCGUCCUUGAAAAUCUCGCCAUCGAGAUCUGUGCUUUAAACAUUGGCGCAAUAGAACAAAUAUUUUUUGAACUCUUUGUGGUUUUAUGUUUUUGGGGAUUUUCUAAUUUGGCCAUAGUAUCUGAAUAUUUCGAUUUUUCUUGUUUUGUUUUAGAUUUAGUUUACCUUUGUGUCUGUACAUGGAUGAAAAAGCUAUUGUUUUAUGCAUUAGAUCUUGGUGGCACAAAUUUUCGUGUUAUGUGGGUUCAGUUACGUGGUAAAGGAAGUAAGACCAAACAAGAAUCCAAGGAGGUCUCAAUCCCGCCACAUUUGAUGGUUGGGUCAUCUCAUUUUUCUGAUGCUAUCAUGGGGUUAUGGUUAAUGAAUUGUUUCUUUAUUGUUGCUGCCUUGCAAAAUUUGUUUCUAAGGAAGAAAAAGGUGAAGAGUUUCAUGAUUUUCAUCUCCCCCGGGCUGGCCAAGGGAGCAUUACCUUUUUCGUUCUCUGUCAGGCAAUUAUCAUUGGAAUCAGGAACUCUCAUAAAGUGGUUGAAUGGUUUCCUUAUAGAAGAUGCGGCGCACUUGCAGAAAUUGAAGGAGCUUAAC
Striga asiatica is the source of this 609-nucleotide messenger RNA. NCBI's taxonomy places the organism in Eukaryota, Viridiplantae, Streptophyta, Magnoliopsida, Lamiales, Orobanchaceae. The record is from the annotation of a GenBank genome assembly.